UAUUCUGGGAUACAGGGCUGCGUGGAAGGGCGCUCUGUCGUCCGAUGCCCCACGAAAACCGCCUAACUCCCUUCAGGUUGGGGCGAGGAGGGGAGGAGGAUGCACGGCGAGAGGCAAGGGAGGCCGGGCAGAAGAGCGUUCUCCUUGGCCGACGCCUCCCUCCCGCGAGUGGGAAAGGAGCGAGAAGGGAAAGAAAGAGUGGGAGGCGCCUUCCUUGGCCAGAGGCAGGCAGCAGCACGGCAGCACUUUCUCCCGCCUGACAGCUCUCCGGCGCGGAAAGGAGAGCGGCUGCUUCUCUCCUUCUCCACACAGAAAGAGGAGGAGGCGGGGGCGCUGACAGGGAGCCUCUUGCCUCCUUCUGCCGGCAUUUCAACCUGUGAGGAGAGGCAAUGCAAGGCGAAGAGAGAGCUUGGCUUGAGGCGGGGGAAAAGCCCCCGAAGGCAUAGCGCUCCGCCGUGGGUUUCCAAGCAGAGCGACCCGCGGCUGGAGGCAGAGGUUGCCUCCCCUCCCCCCCCCUCUCUCUCAAGCCCUCCCGCCAGUCAGAGCAAAAGGGGCCUGUGGGGAGGCGAAGGCCGGCUUUGGACCAUGGAGAACAAGCGCUGCUUCCCCAACCGCUUCGACGACUACAAGGGCAGCCUCUUGGGCGGGCCGUGGCAAGAGAAGGUGGUGCCCUUGGUGACGGCCACCGUCGAGCGCAUCCUCAAGGCGCUGCCCGAGCCCGGGGCAGGAGGAGGCGGCGUCGGCGUCGGCGGGGGUCUGUACGGCGGGGCGGGCGGCGUGGCCUUCAUGCUGUACCAGGUGGCGCAGAGCCCGUCCUUCGCGGCGGCGCGCGGCUCGUACCUGCGGGCGGCCCAGGGGCUGGUGGAGGCCUGCCUGCGCGACCAGGAGGCGGAGGAGGAGGCGGCGGCGCAGGAGGGCGCGGCCGGGGAUCCCGCCUGGGGAGAGGCCGGGGACGACCCCCGCGCCGCCUUCCUCCUCGGCGGGGCCGGCCUCUACGCCGUGGCCACCCUGGUCCGCCACGCCCAAGGGGCGCCCGACUGGGCCGAGCCGCUGGGCAAGUUCCGCGCCCUCGCCGCCCUCUGCGUCCCGCUCCGCUUCCGCCAGGGCGGCUCCGACGAGCUCUUCGUGGGCCGCGCCGGGUACCUCUGCGCCGCCCUCCUCCUCAAGCAGAAGCUGGCCUUGGAGAUAUUGACUCCGGCACAAAUCAAGUCAAUUUGCCAGGCAAUAUUAGAAUCUGGGAAACAGUAUGCACUGAGGAAGAGAAAACCAGUUCCCCUCAUGUACUCUUACUAUGGAACAGAAUAUCUUGGGGCUGCUCAUGGACUUUCCUCCAUCCUACAGAUGCUACUCUCCUAUUACGAAUACCUCCCAUCAGCUGAUCAGGAACUAGUAUGGCAGAGUGUUGACUUUCUCAUGGAUCAAGAGCAGAAUUGCAACUGGCCUCCAGAACUAGGAGGAAUGAUUGAGCGGGAGAAUGAACUUGUACACUGGUGUCAUGGAGCUCCAGGCAUUGCCUACAUGUUUGCAAAAGCAUACUUAGUUUCAAAGAAGCCCCAGUAUCUAGAUAGCUGUAUUCGCUGUGGAGAGCUAACUUGGCAGAAAGGACUCCUGAAAAAAGGACCUGGAAUAUGUCACGGAGUGGCUGGCAGUGCUUAUGUGUUCCUGCUUCUCUAUAGACUUACAGGAAAUUCUAAGUACAUAUACAGAGCACAAAGGUUUGCUGAAUUCUUGUUUACUGAAGAAUUCAAGGCUGGUUCCCAAUCAUUGGAAAGUGUUUACAGCCUUUUUGAGGGCUUCUCAGGGACUGUGUGUUUCCUUGUUGACUUGCUGCAGCCUAACCAGGCUGAGUUCCCACUUUUCAGUGUCUUUGUAUAAGAUGGAACACGUUCCACUGCUGUGCCAGGUCAACCAUUCCAGAUGCAGAAACGAAGUUCAUGAUCAUAGAAGGUUAUUUAAAAAUAAUUCAUCCAUUUCAGCAUUAUCACUAAUGAGAUAGCCUUAAUGAUCCAGAGCAGGUAGGGUGGGACAAAGAUAGAGAAAAGCUCUCUCACACAUACACAUAUGCAUACAGGGGUAAGGAAAAGAGAGUGUGUGAUUUCUAAUAGUAGACUCAAGGAACAAGAACUCUUCAUAUUAUUCCAAAACUGAAAAGCAAUUCAGUUGAACCCUAAGACGUUAUUAUAACCUAUUCAUAAGGGUCAACAGCCUUUAAAAAGGUGCAUUUCACAAAAUGACAAAACAGACACUUGAAUUUUAGGAAUGUACAAAUGGAGAUCAACAUGUUAAUGGUUACCAAGAACAUACAAAAAUAAGCAUUUUGCUAAAUUCCUUUGAAAGCACAGGCAAUGCAACAACAAACAUAUGUAAUUUACAAUUUCUUCCAUAUAUUUUGAUUGGCUUAAUACCACUAUUUACACCGUAACUGGGGAACCUUUGACUCUCCAGGUGUUUUGGGCUACAUUCCCAUAGGCCUUUUUAACACUUGUGAGGUUGUUGGAAACUGUAUACCAUAACAUUUGGAAGUCCAAAAGCUUCCCACUUCUUUAUUAUAUUUCUAUGGAUUUGGAAACUGUGUACCUGAGCCUUACGAUUUAAUUGACAUAUGUAAAUAUAUCAGCACUGUCCAUGCACUUGGAAAGACAAAACCUGCCUUUAGCAUCGUUAUUCUCAGCAUUUGAAAUGAGUCCAUCUAGAAAAUAUGCAAGCAAUAUCUAGAAACUUUCUGUCCUUUCCUGUCCCAUUUCUCUGCAUGUCUUCAAAGGUCCAUGAAAAAAGAGUUAACAGUUGCUAAACCACAGCACAAUCCCUGUAUCCAUGCUCCCAAAUUUCACAUGGGUAUUAUAGGAUAAUAACCCUAUUUUAAACAAAGGGCAUCUGGACCAAGAAUGCGAUAGAGUCAUGCUGAAGGACCUAGAAAAUGCCUAGAGAAGAUAUAGUUUGUCAGACAUGGAUAAUGAAACUGCAGAUACUGAUCCCAUGAAUAUAGAGGUUGUACUGUGUUUACAAGCUCAUGUUGCACUUGCAUAAAAUAGAACUUGGAAUGUUACUUUUAAAAUAAUAAUCUGUUACAGUCAAAGAUGCAAAUCCCAUCAAAAGCAGCUUUUUACAAUCAUAGUAGCCAUCUUAUAAAAGUAAAUCGUUACUUUCCCAUUUCUCAAAUGUAGGAAAAUACAGUUUCCAGUUUAUUGAGAUUGAGUUCUAAUGCCAUGAGCCACUGCUUUCCCAUCUUAAACACAGACACUUCCUGUCACUGCAUCAGCAAAUAGCAUCACAAAUUACAGUACAUGAGGCGUGGGUAUUUCUUCACCAUUUUGUGGGGCCACAUCUUUGUUAUGAUAGAAGUAAAUAAAAAUCCAAAUGAAUUCAGUAAAACUGAAUUAAUUAGGAACAAACCAGGGUUUCCCUGUUUUAUUCCAAAUUAUUUACAUACCCCAAUAGAUCCAGGCCUUCCUGAAAGGUCCAAGUCUAAUGGGGUACUGGGCCUGUGAGGACUCACUUCUGGGUAGUCCUGGGACUGCCCAGGGGUGAGUCUCCAUUUACCAUUCCAGCCCAGUUUUUUUUGGUGAGAGUGGGAACAAAAAUCUGAGACAAAGUGGGCUUUUAAAACCCACUUUGGCAUGGAUUUUGGUGCUGUCUAGAAGCGCCUUAAGUCUUUAAGAUGAUACAGCAUUACUUUUUUUCGUCUUCUUUCCUCUCUUUUAUGUCUCAAGAGACUAACAUGACUACUUCUUUGAAAACCAAGUUGAUAUCUAAUAUUAAAAUAAAAGUUCCUUUGUGGGAGAAAAGAUAAUACUCUUUGUUGUAAUAAGUUAGGAACUAUUUGACUAUUCUUUGCAACUGACAUUUGUGAUCAGUUGUGAACUGACUCUAGCAUGAUAAGACCUCGUUCUUCUAUCUCCCUCUCUCAUUCAGUCUCCCCCCCCCCAAAUGCUACAUUUGAAAUCAAGUGAAUCCUAUACUUUCAAACCAAAAGUUCCAUGCAUAGUACCUUGAGAUUUCACAAAAAGGCAAUGUAGAGGCAGAGAUACUUACAAAAUGAUAACAGUUGGAGGUGGAGUUGGGAUUACUUUAUGAUGAUUGCUGAGCCAAUUUAAUAUUAUUAUCUAAUCCCAUUUUGGAAAUUACUAAACUUGUUAUGAGUUCCUUGUAUUAGCGAGCUCAGUAAUUCAGCUUCCCUUAAAUCAAGUACAAGCAUUGGCUCUGGAAGUCUCUUGAUUUAUUCCUGCUUGAAACUGAUUUUUCUGGUACAGGGUGCAUCUACAUUAUAUAAUUAAUGCACUUUUAUAUUACUUUAACUGUUAGUGCUUUGAAAUCCUGAGCUUUGUAGUUUGAUGAGCCAUCAGCAUGCUUUGGCAGAGAAGAUUAAAUGCCAGUUGAAGCUGUGUCAAAGGGUAUUAAUUCUACAAUGUACAUGCACCCACAGUCCACAGUACUUCUGGCACAUGCUUUACAAAUGUGUUUGUUUCGAUGUUACAUGAUUUCUAGAGCAUCUUACAAACAAAACUGACAAUCCGAAAGGAGAAAUUCAGUGUUGCUCUCCAGACUUUUACAUAAUAUAUUAGAAGACAGUUCCAUAAUUUUACAUUAAAGGCUUUCUCAUUAUUGAUAAAGUUAGUAAAUGGUUCUGGUAUUAAAUGAUUUGACAUUACAGUCUAUUCUAUCAUGCUGUGCAGUACUUAUUCCAGUUGUAAAACACACUUCCUUAAAAGGAACUCCUAUUUUGGUGCCUCUUAACUACUGAUUUGUAAUUGAUCUGGUAUUCUAAUGCCCUUUAGAAAACCCACCAGGCCAAAGGAAGAAAUUCUCCCUUUCUUUCUACCACUUUCUUUACAGGAUCUCUCAUCAAAACUGUUGCACAUCAGUUGUUAUAUAGAUGUGAUACUGUCACCUGUGCUCCAAGACUUCGGAUGUGGAACUUGUCUUUUCUUAUUGCAAAUAUUACCAUUAGAAACAAGCUAGCAUAUACUUACAUUAUGUUUGGUUACUACAGUAACAUGUCACAUAACUGAUCUGCAAGGCAGAAUGACAAAAGGGAAGUUUGGGUUUUUGUUUUGUAGAAAAUCUUAUUUAUACAUUUUUAGGCCUCAUUUAAAAAGUGUGUUUAGGAUUGUAACACAGAAUAUGUUCUUAAGCAUACUAGGUGGCUUCCCUGUGUACUUAAAAAGAAAUUUAAGUAGCGUAUUGUGAGUAUAAUUAUGCUUACUUAAAGAAGAUAAAUUUGCUAUACA
Anolis sagrei ordinatus is the source of this 5228-nucleotide messenger RNA. It is a transcript of the gene LANCL3, whose product is annotated as LanC like family member 3. Gene Ontology annotation, cellular component: plasma membrane. Gene Ontology annotation, biological process: carbohydrate metabolic process; peptide modification. The record is from RefSeq and is a predicted model, not a curated record. NCBI's taxonomy places the organism in Eukaryota, Metazoa, Chordata, Lepidosauria, Squamata, Anolidae.